AUGAUGAUGUGUAGCGUUUGUUCUUUCAGUGGCUCCUCGUGCUUCACAUUUCAUUGCACGGAUUUGAACCAACGUGAGUGCGCUGUGAAAGCCCUUCAGAAGCGGGCAAAGGACUAUGUCAAAACCGUCACCCUGGGACCACUACUGCGCUUGGAGCACAAAAAUGUUGUUGCACUAAAGGAGGUCUUUGAAAGUGAUACGCACAUCUUCAUGGUUUCCAAGUUCGUCGAUGGAAAACCGCUGUUUCAGUACUUGGCUUCUUUGGAUGUUCUGAGUGAAGACCUAAUGGCCACGGCGAUCCGUCAGAUUGUCGAUGCUUUGGUCUACCUGCACUACUUCGAUAUCAUACAUCGUGACCUCAAACCAAGCAACCUUUUGCUGACAAAAGAAGGCGACAACCUCAAUGUUCAAGUUAGUGAUGCAGCUUUUUCAACGGUAAUCGGUUCGGACAUGGAGCUUGAGCUAGUCAAUGGUGACUACACCUACACAGCCCCCGAAAUCUUCCUUAGUCACGACUACGGGGCACCAGUAGACCUGUGGGCUCUUGGCGUAAUACUCUUUAUCAUGGCAUGUGGAGAAGAACCCUUCAAGCGAGACAACGACAUGGACGCGUUUCGAGCCAUCCAACGAGCAGACUACGCGUUUGACGCCCCCGGCUGGAAGGACAUCAGCAUGCACUGCCACGACCUCAUUAGACGUCUGCUGGCAGUGGACCCUGCGAUCAGAUUCACCGCACUCCAGGCCAGUCGACACAAGUGGGUCACUGGAGAGGAAACGAAGAGUGUCAUCCUGCCUCAACUGCCGCAGCGACUCCAGAAUUUUAAUCAGCGCUGCGCAGAGCGAGUAAACGACCGUCUGGAGGAGGAGUUGCGUGUUCGGGGUGAUUGCGGUGUUGCAUUACGACAUCGAGACGACGACUUGGAGGUGCCUCGAUCGCUGUGA
Molecule: messenger RNA, 942 nt
Organism: Mesocestoides corti
Lineage: Eukaryota; Metazoa; Platyhelminthes; Cestoda; Cyclophyllidea; Mesocestoididae
Source: the annotation of a GenBank genome assembly